AUGAGUAAAAUUAAAGUGUUGAGUGUCACAGGCAAUCCUGACUUAAUACAUUUCAGAACUCUUCAGAAGACUGAAAGAAAAAAGACAUAUGAGAUUUAAGAAAUGCAUGAGGUAUAGACUUUUUUCAAUAUACUAUCAGUCAGAAUAUGAUCAUGAAAUGAAAAUUCUCAAAAGAGAUGCCUCCCUAAGAAUCUAACUAAAAAGAUUGCAACCACUAUCAAACCAAGAGCCCUUUACAAUUGAUGAUUCAUUUACUUCCAAAACUGUUAAAAGGUGGACAUAAUUUAUAGUAAUUUAGGCCAUUGUUGUUAAUUCAAAAUGGUACUCCAAUGGUGCAUUCCAAUAGACGUACCAAAUUUACUCAAAGUUUAAUUAACUAAGCAUAUGAAUCCUAGUUAUCUUUUUUUAAUUCAAGAAAGAACAGUAUAUACUACGAUAUUUAUAUAGCUUAUGUAUAAAUGAUCCUAUCAAUUGACGAAUAACUCUAUCCAAUAAUAAUUGAAUUGUAUACAGAAUAUGCCCCCAAAGCAUGCGAAAAUUUUGUAAAGUUUUGCGAAGGAGUCACAAUAGAUGGAGAUUAUUAUACAUAUAAAAAUACUAAAUUUCAGAAAUUUAAACCAAAUGGUAUGUACAUUUUAAACUUUAGGAUUCUUAUAAGGUGGAUAAUUUGCAAAGAAAGUGUCUAUAUAUGGAGAUUACUUUGAAGAUGAAUCCUACGCGCUAUAACAUGAUUGUGAAGGUAUCAUAGGAUAAGUAAACGAUGGAUUUCAACAUACAAAUCAUUCCUAGUUUUACGUUACACUAUCCCCAAUGAGCUACUUUAACUUUAAAAGAGUUGCAUUUGGGAAGGUCAUAAGAGGAAUGAAACAGUUUUCAAAAAUUUUAAAAAAAGAUUAAAUAUCUCCCAACAUCAUUAUUCAGGAAUGUGGACGUUAUGACUAAUAAGCGUAAAUACGAAUGAAGUUAGAGAAAUUCUCUGAAGAUUUUGCAAGUGUGUUACCUUAAAAUGCUGAAUCAUUCAAUAAGUUUAUUGAUGCUGAACAGGAGAAACACAGUGAAGCCCAAGGAGAUUUUACUAAAUUAAUAAAGUUUUUAGUUGAAUAAAUGAAAUAGAUUUCGAAAUUUGCAUAUUCGUUAACUGCAAUAAAGAAAGCUAUAUAAUAAUUGAACGAGUAAUUUCAAAAGAAUCAAUUAUGUUUGAUGUUAUACAUCUUAGACAAUCAAUAAGUCCUAUUCGCUGAUAAUUAAUAGGGAAAAUAUCUAGUAGUAUUUAGGGCAAUAGAGGGUACUGAUUCAUGUAGAGCAUCGGCAUUUAUUGUAUUUAAAAAAUAAACAACGAUGUUCAAGAAUGUGAAUUUAAAUGAUCUGAAAUAGAGUGGAGAAUAAGUGGUGGGAAUAUGUUAUUGUGUCUAUGGAACAACAACUCAAUUGGUCUUUGGAACUGGUUAUAAUUUGAGUAUGUUCACACUUUAGAAUAAUGAAUUCAAAUUAUAAUAAAAAGAGUAUGUAGAUGAUUUGAUAAUGAUAGACUAUAAAUCCCCAAAACUGAAACAUUUUAUUGUUCAGAUAUCAAGGAUGAUUUUAUAUAAUAGAAAAUCAUUUCUAGUUUACCCACUAAUAACAUGAGGUACACAAAUAGUAUCUUUACAACCUUACAUCGUGUAGUAAGACUUGGAGGUCUGGCUAUGUAUAAGGAUGUGACAAUUUUCGAGGCAAUGAUUUGUGCAUUCACUUUAGCAAGAUCAUGGGGCUGGUCAUUUUGUGCAGGAACAAGUACAUAAUCUAUUGCUAAUUAGCUACAUUCAAUUAAAUAAAGGUCAAAAAUGUUAACCAAUUAACUUAUCUUUAUUUAGGUUAAUAGAAAUGGGUCUAGAGAAUAGAGAAUCAUUUUUUAUCGAUAGUAUGAG
Messenger RNA from Paramecium octaurelia, 1907 nucleotides. The record is from the annotation of a GenBank genome assembly. NCBI's taxonomy places the organism in Eukaryota, Ciliophora, Oligohymenophorea, Peniculida, Parameciidae.